UAGCCUUUUAAAUCUCCUACCAUGGGGGAAGAAGGCGGCGGCCGCAGCUGUGGGACCACUAAGGAGCUGCAGAAGCUGAAGCAGCAGGCGAUGGAGUACUACCGGGAGAACGACGUUCCGCGCAGGCUGGAAGAGCUGCUCAACUCAACCUUCUACCUACAGCCUGCCGACGUCUACGGGCACCUGGCAAACUGCUUUUCUAAACUUGCAAAGCCUCCCACCAUAUGCAAAAUUGUGGGGAAAGACGUACUGGAUGGACUGGGGCUUCCAACCCUGCAAGUAGAAAUAUUCUGCACCAUUCAAAACUUUCCCAAGAGCAUAUGUUCUGUGGUGAUCUCAACUCACUUUGAAGUCCAUGAGAACACUCUGCCCGAGCUGGCCGAGGUGGAGGAGGCAGAGAGGGCCAGUGCGGUCAGCACAGCUGUGCAGUGGGUCAACGGCAGCAUCACGCACGAGCUCCAGGGCAUCACACCCUUUGACCAGGCAGAGGUGGAUCACCUACUCAGGAAAUUCUUUGUAGGUAAAGUACAAGAAGAUAAGGAGAGAAAAGAAUUGGAAAAGAGCCUGGAAUACUCAACAGUGCUUAUACCUCUACCUCCAGUACCACCGCCACCACCUCCUCCACCUCCUACCAAGAAAAAGGGGCAAAAGCCAGGGAGGAAGGAUACUGCUACAGAAAAACCUAUUACACCUGCAGAACCUGUUGAACCUGUACUCAGUGGCAGUAUGGCCAUAGGCGCCGUGUCACUAGCUGUUGCCAAAACCUGUGGCAUGCUGCUUAAUAAUCCUCUGUACUUAAAUAUUGCUCUAUUGAAGCACAAUCAGGAACGGCCAACAAUGCUAUCUAUGCCUUUGCUGAUGGUUUCACUGGUUAGCUGUGGGAAGUCAUCAUCUGGGAAGCUAAAUUUAAUGAAAGAAGUGAUCUGUAUACCCCAUCCUGAAUUAACAGCCAAACAGGGUGUUGAGAUGCUUAUGGAAAUUCAGAAACAUAUCAACAAAAUAAUUGAAAUGCCCUCUCCUCCGAAAGCAGAGACCAAAAAAGGGCAUGAUGGAAACAAAAGAGGUCAACAGCAGAUUACUGGCAAGAUGUCCCAUCUUGGCUGUUUAACCAUUAGCUGCGACACCAUAGAACAGCCACUGGUUCUAAUACAGGGAAUCUGUGCAAACCUGGGGCUAGAACUGGGAACAAACCUGCAUCUAGCUAUCAACUGUGCUGGCCAUGAGCUGAUGGACUAUAGUAAAGGAAAGUAUGAAGUGAUGAUGGGCACAUACAAAAAUGCAGUGGAGAUGGUUGACCUAUAUGUGGAUCUGAUCGACAAGUACCCUUCAAUUAUUGCCUUAAUUGAUCCUUUCAGGAAGGAGGACGUUGAACAGUGGGACAGCAUCUAUCACGCACUUGGUUCCAGGUGUUACAUAAUUGCAGGAACCGCAUCCAAAAGCAUCUCUAAACUUCUAGAGCAAGCAAACAUCAGCAUCCCCAAAUCCAAUGGACUGAUCAUAACACACACAAACCAAACUACGAUGUCUGACUUGGUGGAAAUAACCAAUCUGAUUGACAAUAAGCAGCACAUCGCUGUCUUUGGAAGCACAGAAGGAGAAUCAUCUGAUGACAGCCUUGUUGAUUUGGCUGUUGGGCUUGGUGUCCGGUUUAUCAAGUUGGGGGGUCUUUCCCGUGGUGAACGGGUGACUAAAUACAACCGCCUUCUCACUAUAGAGGAAGAACUUGUCCAGAAUGGAACACUGGGUUUCAAUGAAGAACACACUUUUUUCUACUUUAAUGAGGAACUUGAGGCUGCUGCGGCUGGGGAGCUGCUGGAGCCCCUGGAGCCCACCUUUCUUACACAAGGUGUCGAGGAAUCAGCCAAAACAAGAGCAUCCUCUGGAUAGGGCUGUACACACCCCAGGUUCCAGCCACACCAUCAGCAUUCGCAGACUGGGAGGUCUAAGUACAGCACCGUGUUUCCGCAUCGAGUUUCCUCUUAAACUUCACCAACUCCUGUGGUUUUGAUUCUUUUAAUUCCACUGCUUAGUAAAAUACAUAUAUGGUGGUUUUGCCUGAGAUUAUAUCUGUGAACUUUGUUUGACAGCCAUCGCAUUUCCGUAGAUUUUUGUCUAUUAGCUCUCCUGUCCAUUUUUCAGGGGCACGCUCCGGUAAAAGAGGCCAAUAUUUUUGUUGCCAACUCCACACUCAGUCAAACAUCUCAUCCUUUACCAAUCAGAACAUUUCGGAGAACAAAAACCUAAUGACCCUAGAAGCUCUCUGUGCUGGGAACAGAUGUCCAUCUUCUGUGUUUAUUCUACAUAUCUGUGCUGAAAAGCAUCGACACAUUUUUAUAGCCAGCCUCAUGUAGAAGUUAAGUGUGAGAGCAUCACUCUUUUUUGUAACAGCCAAAUAGUUUUAUCUCUUUCCUACCCUUAAUUCCCUUUUCCCUAAUUCCUUCUUUUUACAUUUUAGUUUUUCUUGUAUUAUUUUUACCUUUGUGGGUCUUCUUAGAUCCUUUUUGGAAUGAGUAUAAAUGAAUAAGCACAUCAGCAAAUGAAUAAAUAUUCUCAAGAUUAUUAAAUGCCCAGUUAUUUAUUCUACAGCAUUUAAAAAGCAAUUCGCAAGUGAUAUUAAAAAAAAAUGGUAUGACAUA
Molecule: messenger RNA, 2636 nt
Organism: Saimiri boliviensis boliviensis (Bolivian squirrel monkey)
Lineage: Eukaryota; Metazoa; Chordata; Mammalia; Primates; Cebidae
Gene: ENO4
Product: enolase 4
Biological process (GO): glycolytic process
Cellular component (GO): phosphopyruvate hydratase complex
Molecular function (GO): phosphopyruvate hydratase activity; magnesium ion binding
Source: RefSeq, a predicted model, not a curated record